AUGGUGCAAUGGAUAGAGCGCAUUCCAACCGGCUCGAUUAUUAUUGUCACAGGCCAGAUCAAGAAACCUGAUCGGCCAGUGACCGGCACCACCAAACACGACGUCGAGAUCUCAAUACGCGAGCUCCAUGUGGCAGUACCUUUCACAGUCUACGAAGAUGAGGUUUCUAGGCAGAAGGAGUUGGACGACGACGACGACGCCGCCGGUACAGGAAGCCACAUCACAGAUCGCGCCAGACUGACUCAUCGCAUACUCGAUCUACGUACAUCGACAUCAAAGGCCAUCUUUCGCAUUAACGCCGGGGGAUUUAUUGAGAUACACACGCCCAAAUUACAAGGCGGCGCAACGGAAUCCGGUUCCAGUGUAUUUCAGCUUGAUGACUACUUUGGACGACCCGCACUCGUUGCACAGAGUCCUCAGUUGGCAAAACAGAUGUGUAUAGCUGCAGACUACGAAAAGGUUUACGAAAUUGGGCCGGUCUUUCGGGCAAAAAACAGCAACACCCCCAGACACUUGACAGAGUACACUGGUCUGGAUCUUGAGAUGGCCAUUGAAAAGCACUACCAUGAGGCUUUGGAAGUGAUCGAUGGAGUGCUGAAGCAUAUCUUCAAGGGUAUAAACGAACGUUUUCGCGAUGAGCUUGGAGCAGCCAAGAGACAUUUUCCGCACGAGGAUUUGGUGUGGCUGGAUAAGACCCCCAGGAUACCUUUCAAGGAGGGAGUGCAGAUGCUUAUAGAUUCCAGCUGGACCGACGAGAGUGGCAACCCCCCCUCGCCUUUGGAAGACAUACAUACGAGAGACGAGAUCCUGCCUGGCGAGCUCGUUAACGAGAGGUACCAUACAGAUUACUACAUACUUGACAACUUGACAGCUUCCGCACGGCCUUUCUACACUAUGCCCGACCCCAACGAUCCGAAAGUUACGAACACGUUCGAUCUGUUCCUACGCGGCCAAGAGAUCCUGACCAGCGGGCAGCGUAUACAUGAUGCACAGAUGUUGGAGGAGCAGAUGAAGGCGCAAGGGGUAGAUUCUUCAAGUAUGGAGGAUUAUAUGGACGGCUUCUGA
Molecule: messenger RNA, 1065 nt
Organism: Letharia lupina
Lineage: Eukaryota; Fungi; Ascomycota; Lecanoromycetes; Lecanorales; Parmeliaceae
Exons: 3
Coding region: 1-1065 (354 amino acids)
Biological process (GO): aspartyl-tRNA aminoacylation
Cellular component (GO): cytoplasm; aminoacyl-tRNA synthetase multienzyme complex; cytosol
Molecular function (GO): ATP binding; aspartate-tRNA ligase activity; RNA binding
Source: RefSeq, a predicted model, not a curated record